This is a messenger RNA of Sebastes umbrosus (honeycomb rockfish), 2007 nucleotides long. RefSeq names its product zinc finger protein-like 1 (gene zfpl1). Lineage: Eukaryota; Metazoa; Chordata; Actinopteri; Perciformes; Sebastidae. Gene Ontology annotation, cellular component: Golgi apparatus. The transcript has 8 exons. Bases 250 to 1239 code for a protein of 329 amino acids. The record is from RefSeq and is a predicted model, not a curated record.
AGAGUGCUCCUGUUAGGUUGUGACACAAACCCACGAAGAAGACAGGGAAGCGGAAGAGACGUGGCACAUAAACAGAGAGGAAGGAACCGGAAGUUAAGCAGCUAGCUGCAGUGAAGAGUUUACUGAUGACAGCUCAAGGAAACACCUUCCUUCCACGUGAAUCUGACCAGGAAGCUUAAAUGACAGUCGUACAACAUUACCUGAAACGAACGGGACUUGAUUAAAGUCUGUGUGACAGCGCAGGCGACUAUGGGUCUCUGCAAGUGUCCGAAGAGAAAGGUGACCAAUUUAUUCUGCUUCGAACAUCGAGUAAAUGUGUGCGAGCAUUGCCUGGUCUCCAACCACAACAAGUGUAUCGUGCAGUCAUAUUUGCAAUGGCUCCAGGACAGCGAUUACAACCCCAACUGUACUCUGUGUAAUAGUCCACUGAAUGCUCAAGACACUGUCAGGCUGGUCUGCUAUGAUGUGUUUCACUGGUCCUGUCUUAAUAACUUGGCCUCUCGGCUGCCCCUCCACACGGCUCCAGCGGGAUACCAGUGUCCCACCUGUCAGAGUCCAGUGUUUCCCCCUUCCAACCUCGCCAGCCCAAUCGCUGAUGUGCUGAAAGAACAGCUGUCAUCUGUCAACUGGGCUAGAGCUGGUUUAGGGCUGCCGCUGAUCGAAGAGCCCAUUGGUGUCCUUGAGGAGACCACAGCUAAUGAUGUCACUGACUAUACUGACUGGUCAACAUUUGAUGCACAAGAACAAAGUAACAUUUACCCCAGCCACUCUUACAACACCAGCCUCAACCCAACGCCAAAUUCGGUCUCGCCUCCAGCACAGGAAGACCUCGGAGGUCCUCGUAAAAACGGGGAUUCAAAUACACAGGAGCACUCCGUGGUCAACUUCACUAAUGCCACUACCUGUGACACAGUUACACUACACACAGCAUCGUCACCAAGAAAGAUCUACGACACGCGGGACAUUGAUCAGAGCUCCGUCACACAGAUUGACUUUGACGACGACAAGUACCGGCGGCGGCCAACGUUGAGUUGGUUCGCUCAAAUUCUCAAGAAUCGCACAGGUGGAAAGCGGACGUCUCUGUCCUGGAAACAGCGCGUCUUCAUGCUCCUCGUGGUCGGAGUUCUGGGAUUCUUUACGUUGAUAAUCAUCAUGGCUAAACUUGGACGUGCCUCCGCCGGCUCCGACCCAAAUUUAGAUCCUCUCCUUAACCCCAACAUCCGUGUGGGGAAAAACUGAUAACAAAGCAUUGAUUCCUUCUUUUCCUUCUGUGUUACACAAUAUACAGUAAGUCUGUGUAGAACGAGCUGAAAUGGGACUUUCCAAUACACGGUCAGCCCAACAGAGAGAGCCGUUUACCCAACUUGAAUGGAAAAGAGAAAGAGACGCUGCACCUUGUUUUUUUUAGAAUGGAGGCAGAGCUCCAUUCAUUUACACCAGGCGGUAAAAACAUGGCAGGGCCUUUCACAGACCAUAAAAUAUCUCCCAACAUUCGGAAGUUUCUUGUGAUCCAAGCAAACUCAAAAGGCGACCAAGGCCCGGUGUAUAUAGUCGAAGGAUACAGUUAUUGUUGCUUUGAAAAGCUAAAGGUGAAGAGGGGUAGUAUUUAUAUUUACAAUUCCAGCUAACAUUUGGUCAGUGAUCUUUGUAAGUUGAUUUUUUUUAAGUUCAGUAGAAACUAAUUAAACACAGUUGAUGUUGAAAGAACAUCUUUAACUGGCGGAAAAGUCAGAAUGUAUUUGAUCAGCAGCGAAACGUUCAAUAACGUUGUCUACAUGGUUCUUAAACUGAUUUGAUUUGAGUGGCCGUUGUGCGUUUCUCUUUCAGAGGAGAUGCAGCCCUCACAGCUGGAAUCAAAUAUAACCCACACAUAAUUAACACAUAACUACUUAUGGGUGUCUGCAUUACUUCUGAAAUUGAGUGCAUUGCUUUUAGAUUUGCCAUACAUACUGUAUGUAUAUUUCCCUGAUGUUUUUUGACUGUCUAUUAAAUGGGAAUACUACAGAA